UCUCUGGGUAUUAAUGUGAGCCGGACCUCUUGACGUGGCUUGAUUCAUGUGGGGACGAGACGCAGAUACUGAAUAGUUGAUGAGCUGGAAGAAAGGGACGGCGGGGUGGGGGCAGAAAUAGAGCGAGAGGGAGGGAGGGAGCAGAGAAAAGGCUGCUGAUCCACUCCAGUCGCUCCCAUAAGCCCCGAGGUCGGGACGCCUGCAUGGAAAAUUACCUCGCGGCCGAGAGGAGGGCAGUUGUGGGCUGAGGAUGGCUUUCGGCUGAGCGGACCCAGGCGGACCAUGGAGAAGCUGAAGGGUCCCACGGCGGGAUGCUCCACGGCGACCUGUGGAUGGAGGGCGCUGCUCCUGCCGCAGCUCAACCGCCAGUCGCUGUACGUCUACGGCAGCGAGGUGGCCGUGGAGAAGGAGUGCAUCCGGCAGCUGCAGAGCGGAGUCUUUGUCAUUCACCCCUUCAGCCUCAUGAGGAGCUACUACAUCAUGUGCAUGAUGGCAAUCACGUUCCUGAACCUGAUCGGGAUUCCCAUGGAGAUAGCGUUUCUGGACGGACAUAGCGGCUUGGCAUGGGAAGGCUUCAACGUCUUCUCGGACACCCUGUUCCUCAUCGACGUGGCCCUGAACUUCCGAAUGGGCAUCAUAACGGAGGACGCAGAGGAAGCUAUUCUGGACAUCAAGCGGAUCCGAGUCAGUUACCUGAGGACAUGGUUCAUACCGGACGUCAUCGCGGCUUUCCCAAUCGGCUACAUACUGCUGUUUGCGGACUUGCAGUACAACAAUGAUGACAACCCCUCCAAGACCAACAGGAUGAUGAGGAUCCUGAUGUUCGUACGGAUCCUCAGUUUGAUCCGACUGGCCCGGGUAUCCAGGCUGGUCCGGUUCUUCAACGAAGUAGAGAAAGUGUCGAACGCAAACCUGGAGGUGGUCCGUCUGUUCUUUCGCAUCUUGUCUCUGUUCAUGAUGAUUUUCCUGCUGUGCCACUGGAAUGGCUGCAUCCAGUACUUCGUCCCGAUGCUGGAGGAGUUUCCCAGUGACUGCUGGGUCCGCAAGGAAAACCUGAUGAACGCUACCGUGAUCGUAAAAUACUCUUGGGGAGUUUUCCGAGCUCUGUCGCAGAUGAUCGCUCUCUCUUAUGGCUCCAUGGACGCUCCAACAAAUUACGUUGAAAUGUGGAUCGUCAUGGUCAGCAUGGUGUCCGGCUGUCUGAUGUACACCGUCCUCGUUGCCAACGCCACCGCCAUGAUCGUCAACGUCGACCCGGCGGCCAAAGAGUACAAGAGCAAGAUGAGCCGGUUGGAGCACUACAUGACCUUCAUGAAGCUCCCUCCAGAGCUGCAGCUCCGCAUCAACAACUACUACCAGGCUCGGUAUGGAGGGAAGUGGUUCGACGAGAAGGACGUCAUGGACACGGUGUCCUCGGCGCUGAAGGAGCAAAUCCUGAUGGUGAUGUGCAGCCGGCUGCUGAGAAACGUGCCGAUCUUUCAGAAUAGAGACGAAAACUUCAUCAGCGUCGUCCUCCAAAAACUGGAGUACGAGGUUUACCAGGAAGGAGACGUCAUCGUCCGGCAGCAUGUCCCGGGAGACCGAAUGUUCUUCAUCGACCACGGCCAGGUUCUGGUGGAGGUCGAUUCCUACGAGAGGGAGCUGUGUGAUGGAGACUUCUUUGGAGAGACAUGCGUGCUGACCAAAGGCAAACAUCUGGCCACGGUGAAGGCGCUGACCGACUGCCAGUGCUUCUCCCUGUCCUGGGACGACUUUCAGAAGGCGCUGGAGGGUUUCCCAGAUGUCAAGAAGGACUUAGAAAAGAUGGUCCAGAUCAACUCAGAUGGUGGCCUCGUGUGAGACCAACAACAGAACAUUUUGCUUCAUGAAUUGGACAGACGCUAUGCAUUUCCAGGGCAUUUUAUGCUGUUAUAUAAGACUUUGCUCACAUGGACACAAGCUGGACUCUUAUUCUCUGAUGAGACGGACGGUUUUAGAGCAUCUUAUUCUCUCUAGGAAUCAUCCUGUCCUCUGAUUUAUCCAUAAUAAUCAGCAAUAAACAAAGACCUCAACAGUUAAAACUCAAAACAUUUGAUCUCCUUGUUGGCGUUGCAGUUUAGCAUCGAUGUUUGGGGCAUUUCUUAGCUACAAGACAAGAAAGACUUCUAUCUAUCAUAAUCUAGAACAACCACUGGUUUAGUUUUGCUCUGCAGCAUUGAUCAGCCACAACUUUUAAACCACUGGCAGAUGAAGGAAAUAAUAGUAUCCCCUGAAACACCACAUUUACUGCUCAGGAACAGCUCGAGGAACAAGACCAAGAACUCCAAGGCAUUGACACAACCUCCAAACUCCACAUAACCCAAAUUCAGUCUGACGGUGGGCUUGUUUCAGACCAAAAACAGGACAUUUUAUCAUAUGAAGAGAACAAACGCUAUGCAUUUCCAGGGCAUUUUAUGCUGUUCUAUAAGACUUUGCUCACGUGGAUGCAAGUUGGACUCUUAUUCUCUGAGAUGGACGGUUUUAGAGCAUCUUUUUCUCUCUAGGAAUCAUCCUGUCCUCUGAUUCAUCUGUAAUAAUCAGCAAUAAACAAAAACAUCAACAGCAAAGACUCAAAACAUUUGAUCUGCUUGUUGGUGUUGCAGUUUAGCAUUGAAUCUUGGAAAGUCAAUGCAUUUCUUAGCUACGAAACAAGAAAGACUUCUGGAUUCUGGUUUUUGAAGUAAAAAUGGAGAAGAAACAGAAUUAGUCAGAUUAUCACACGUUUUAAACAAAUACUGUUCAGAUAAAGUAAUUCAAACAACAAUAUUUAGAAUAACUAUUACCCAUCAAUCGCAGUUUAUCGUAGUGAACACCGAUCAGCCACAACAUUCAAAACAACUAACAGGGAAGGAAAUAAUAUUGAUUAUCUCAUUACAAUACAACGUUCUGAUAGGAAAACUUGGGUUCUGGAUGCUACCUUGAAGUCUAACACGUAGCGUUGCCCUAUGAAGGAAUCGAGGAGCACGACAAAGGUUCCCAAGGCAUUGACUCAGCCUUCAAACUCCACAAAACUCAGUCCGAUGCACCACAACAAAUUAAAUCCAUUGAUUGAAGAGUCUGCUCCUAAGAUCCUUGUGACACCCCAUAGAUCCUUUGUCCGUGUUCCAAUGGGAGGCUUACACACUAUUAAGCUACUGGUUUUAAAUGUUGUGACUGAUCAGUGAAGCUUCAAUGACGUAUUAUUACCUGCAUUUAAAUCGCACUCAGACCAGUUUCACCACCAAAGAGUCACAAUCUGGCUAAACUCAUAAACACGGAAUGUCCAGGUUUCUUGUGUCUCUUCCCUCUGUGGACUUAGCUGUUGUGAUAUCUACCUACAAACUUUUACCAACUUAUAUCAACAUACAAGCUUGCAUGAAAUGACAAUGCUAAACAUUCUGUUUUGGCAAUUAUUGUAUUUGCCAUAAUUAGAAACUGCAGGUUGUGGACAUGCUGAGUUUUGCAGGUAUUUGGUCAUAAACCAAAGUAUUAUACAAAGGGAAGUCCUGACCUCACAGUGGUUUUGUUCUUGGGACCAAGACUGCACAACAUUUAAUGCAAUACAGCCAAUGUUGGUUGAGAUAUUUCAGUGUAAACCAAAGCUGAAUGUGUAAAUGCUAUACAUGUGUAGUCCAUUUACCAUUUCCUCAUAUCCAACAUGCUCACCACAAAAAAGAGCUGUUCUCUUAACAUCUAAUUCAUCUCAGAUUCUGACAUUCGUCCGCAUUGACCUGAGAUGAUCGAACCAUUAAUUCCAUCUGGUUUUCGCUUAUUGGUGUGGACAAAACCAAAGUUACUCGAACUUCAAAAGACAGUAGAAACUCAUGUAUGUAUUUUUGUCUCUGAAAUAACGUUUAUUUGUAAGUAAUAUUACACAUGACAUGCUAAUGCCACUGUGAAAGCAUCAAAUACAAAGCUGAUAUUGUACUACUGAA
Messenger RNA from Amphiprion ocellaris (clown anemonefish), 3932 nucleotides. RefSeq names its product hyperpolarization activated cyclic nucleotide-gated potassium channel 5 (gene hcn5). Gene Ontology annotation, biological process: monoatomic ion transport; transmembrane transport. Gene Ontology annotation, cellular component: membrane. NCBI's taxonomy places the organism in Eukaryota, Metazoa, Chordata, Actinopteri, Pomacentridae. Bases 283 to 1839 code for a protein of 518 amino acids. The record is from RefSeq and is a predicted model, not a curated record. The transcript has 10 exons. Gene Ontology annotation, molecular function: monoatomic ion channel activity.